CCGGACGCUCAACGCCAACUAAACGCGAGAGGAACUCAGACAUCAAUAACAUCUCACUCAUCAAUAAGACAUUUUGAUGGAGUUGGACUACUUAAUUAAAUAGGUUGCCUUGAAGGUAUUGGACUCCCUGAAUUUAUAAUAUAUAAUCUAAUGACCCACAAUGGAGAACAUCUGAAGCACGACUCUUCAGCAUCUCCAUCCACAGGAAAGCGGCUCGGUCAGACAGAUAACACGACUGGGAGACUUCUUAUCUUUCAGUGAUGGCUAUCAACACGGAUGCUGCCUUUGGGAAAAGCGCGCUCGGCGAGAGGGAAGUUUCCAAUCCCAGCGACUUCCAGGACACGGAGAAGCUGCUGAGCGCCGCGACCACCGAGCCCACGGGGGAGAGCAACCUCAAACCGUCCGACUCCUUCUCCCUCAACAUCAGAGGGAGCGUCCGGUCCCUGGAUGCGGACCUGAACGGACACAGAUCACCGUUAAAGUCGGGCUCCAUCGGGCAUCUGGCGACCCAACCCAAAUCCUUGUCCCGUCUCAGCUUGGGCCCGCUGCCCUCCACGCGGCCGCCCGGGUCCGUACCGCCGAGUUUCCUCUGGCUCGCCGUGCUGUCCUGUUUCUGCCCCGCCGUGCCGCUCAACAUAUGUGCUUUGUGGUACGCGAGUGUGUCGAGGUCUGUUCUUCAUACAGGAGAUAUUGAAGGAGCAAGGAAGUAUGGGCGUCUGUCUAUGCUGCUCAGCUGUCUGGCGAUGCUGCUGGGUGUGGCUGUCAUCAUCUUCAUCGUGUUUACAAUAGAGACCCAAAAGUGAACUGUGGGAUGGGAAGGACUGGCAUUUCACUUCUCAAAUUUGCACAGAAGAGAGGUGGAUGAAUGUCGUUUUGAGGAUGAAACAGCAAAAAAAGCUGAAGAGACUCUAGUGUACACCGUAUUGCUUUUUUUCUGCUAUGGACCAAAGAAAAGAAGGAAAGGAAAGAAGUCGCAGGUUGUUUCUCUUUUUCCCGGCAACACUCAUUUCCAAUAACCCCACAAACUCAGGAAGAAAGGAAGGAAAAUGAAGGCUGCACAUAGUGUCGGAUCGUCAGACAGCACAUGCUGAGGAGAAAGUGUAACUAAUAGUCCAAACUAAAAUGGUACACACCUGCCUGACACACAGACAACUGGACGGCACUGUCAUUUGCUUAUUAUAAAAAAGACAUCAUUAGAUAAGAGGAUUUCCUAAAGACGGAAAGAAAAAAAAAAAAAAAAAAGAUACAUCACUUAAAAAAAACCGACACAUAUAGUAAGUACGUGAUGUGAAGAUAAAUCAGUAAACCCUCUUGUGGUCAGACAAAAACAAAAGGCAUCAGUGCACCUCUAUUCUGUAAUGCCGCCACUGCCUGCCCUGUUUCUCUUAACAUUUGCAUCUAAAGUACGGACUGUGGGAAGAUGUAUAUACUGAUUUCAUACACUGUUUACAUCAAGUUUAAAACUCCCGUACGAUUAUCUGAACAACGCCCUGCUGCAGUCAUAGUGAUAUCUUGCUUUGCGUGCUACCAUGAUAAACUGAUCGGACUCUCCUGAACUGCCUGGAUCUCUAAAUCUCAUUACGUUUACAAUAUACUGCAAGAUAUGAAUGGGGUCGUUCUCCCUGUAUGCACUGCUCUUGGCACUCUGAUGUUGAUGUUUAUACAUUUAUACUGUAUGACUGGUUUACUGUGCCAUAGUUCUGCAUGUCAGAAAUAAACUUGAAUGAGCAUGACAAACUUGACAGUGAGCUCAUCACCUUUAUUUUAUUAGGCGCCGCCGACACGAUAUAAAGAAGUGUGACGUCAACAGUUAACAAACUUCACAAAGAUUUUUAUAAAGAGUGAAACAUUAGAAUAGGAUAUAACCAGCAAUAUACAACACCAAAGAUGGAAACUUUAUCAUAAAUCAGAAAAUAAAUAAACUCUCCAGUCAGUUCAAAUC
This is a messenger RNA of Anarrhichthys ocellatus (wolf-eel), 1942 nucleotides long. Its product is annotated as trafficking regulator of GLUT4 1-like. Lineage: Eukaryota; Metazoa; Chordata; Actinopteri; Perciformes; Anarhichadidae. The transcript has 3 exons. Bases 261 to 803 code for a protein of 180 amino acids. Gene Ontology annotation, cellular component: membrane. The record is from RefSeq and is a predicted model, not a curated record.